CCCAGCUGGGCGCCCACGGGCUGGAGGGCCGGCCGGAGCCGCCCCCUUCCUGCUGCCCGGCAGCGCCCGGGCCCCGCGCCCCGGCCGCGCCCGCCCAGACCGGCCCAAGCGAGCGCAGCGCCGGAGCGGGAGCGGGAGCCAGAGCCGGAGCCGGACCGGCUGCAGAGGGCCAGGUUCCAGAGAGCCACGUGUUCAGGACAAGGCAGCAAGCAGCUACAGCCGGCUCCAAAGGGAAUGAGCAUCUGCAGCCCCCCGCAGGCAGCCCCCCGCACCUGUCCCCCGAGGAAGCUGGUGACGCAGACCGAGCCGCCCAGAAGGAGAAGCUGCAUGAGGAGCUGAAGAGAGUCCUGCAGAGGAAAGGCGAAAGCCAGCGCAGCUCCGAAGAGGCUGGGGCAGCCGAGGAAGAGGAGAGGGGGGAGCGCCUGGCCCCAGCCAAGAUGGAGGCGCAGUUGAGCUCCAUGGAGAAGACUAUUGAGACCUCCGAGCUGCUGGAGAUCAUCGUGGAGACUGAGGCGGAAGCCGGGGUCAGCGGGAUGAGCGUGGCCGGAGGGGGAAAGAGCGGCCUCUUCGUCAAGGACGUCCUGAAGGACUCGCCUGCUGCUCGGGCGUUGAGCCUCCGUGAAGGCGACCAGCUCCUGAGUGCCAGAGUCUAUUUUGACAACAUCAAGUAUGAAGACGCCUUGCAGAUCCUCAAGUGUGCCGAGCCGUACAAGAUCUCCUUUUGCCUGAAACGGACCGUACCCAGCACUGACGUCUCCCGCAAGCCUGGAGCCACCACCUUUGAAGUCAGGGGCCCCAAAGCCAAGAUGGCCAAACUGAACAUCCAGAGCCUGACUUCGCUGAAGAAAAAGAAGAAGAAGGCAGCGGCGGCGGCUGCAAAGGCAAAGGACCUGCAGGUGGUGUCAGGGGUGUCCUGGAGCGGGGAUGUGGCUGGCGGCAAGCUGGACGUGGCUCCUGUCGACGUGGAGUUCUCUCUGCCCAAGUUCUCCAAGCUGCGCAAGGCUAAGAGCGCAGGAGAAGUGGCCGUUUCGGAGUCCAGCCCGGACAUCUCUCCUCGCCUGUCUUCCCUGGAGACCAAGCGGCGCAGGCUGAAGUUCCCCAGGUUGAAGGUUAAAGAGGCUGCAGCAGCGAGAGCCAAGGGAGCUGGGGGCUGGCUGGAGGUGGGCCUGCCCAAGGCUGCGGUGGAGGCGAAAGCAGCAGGCGGCCUCUCCCGCUUCAGCGUGCCCUUCGGCAAGACCAAGAGGGCGGGGGCCAAGGCGGAAGGAGAGUUCCAAGCCCCACAGGUGGAGCUCGACCUGCCACUGCCCAAAGCUGGGCCCGGCAGAGGGUCCCCCAAAGGCAGAGUCCAGGCCACCCAGUUUGGCCUGCCCAAGGUGGAGGCCUCCCUGCCCAAAGUCAGCGGGUUGGAGAUCCCAGAAGGGGGUCUCCAGGCCGGGCUGAAGCUGCCUGCGGCCGAAGUGGCAGCCCCCAAGGUGGACGUUGAUCUGUCCUUCCCUGGGCUGGAGAGAGCCGCCCCAGAGAUGACCCCUAAAGGGGAAGGCUUCAAGAUCAGGGCCCCCAAGUUUGGGGUCUCUGCUGAGGAGGCGGAGCUGAAAGCACCCAGCGUCAAGGUCCCUGCUGUCGAAGUGGCCCUGGGCAAAAUGGAAGAGCGGGAGGAGGAGAAGCUGAAGGCGGAGGUGGCUCUGCCCCGCCUGGAGGUGGGGAUCCCCUCAGUGGAGCUGGAGAUGCCCCUGCCCAAGGGGAAGGCUGAAGCGGAGCUCCCAAGUGUCUCCACCAAGGUGCCUUUGCUCAGCCUGCCCAAGCUGGGCUCCAGAGCCCCCCUGGAGAAAGGGGAAGAAGAAGAAGGCAGGCUGCCCCAGGUGGAGCUCAGCAUGGGGAGGCAUGAAAGCCCCAAGGCGAAAGCCAAAGGCGCCAAGAUCCAGCUCCCAGGGUUCGGGAUCUCCCUGACGGAACGCAAGCCAGAGAGCAAAGAGGGGGCCAUGUUCCCCGAGGUGAAGGUUCCAUCUCUGGACAUCGCUCUCCCCAAAGUGGGCGAUGUGCAGCUUUCCAGGCCCAUGGUGGAGGUGGCAGCCCCCGCCGGGAGGCCAAAGUCAGGAGAGGUUGCCGAAGCACCCGGGUUCAAGUUCCAGUUGCCCCAGGUGUCUCUCCCAAAGUUUGACCUCUCUGCCAAGGCAGACUCCCUGCCCCAGAUGCACACCCAGGUGCCCAGGCUGGAAGGUGAGCCCGGCGUGAAGGUCAGCGUCCCCAAGGUGGACCUCUCCUUGCCGGCAAUGAGGCUGCCGGACAUGCAGCUGCCCAAGGCCCCCGUGCCCAGGCCAGAGUUGGACAUCUCCAUGGAGAAGCCGCGGGUGGAGGUGGCCGUCCCUUCCGCUCGCCUGAGCUGUCCGUCGGCUGCCGUGCCGGCACUGGACAUUGACUUGCCCAAAGUUGGGCUUGAACUGGAUCUGCCAAAGGUGGAGAGGGAGCCGGCGGCCUCUGAGCAGCUGCCCCGGGGAAAUGAGGUCAAGUUCAGGGUGCCCUCGCCCAAGGCUGUGAGCAGAGACUUGGAGGUGGAGAUCAGUGUCCCCACGUGCCAGGGGGGCCUGCCAGAGACAGAGCCAAGGGAGAGGGUCUUGGGGGGCCCUGAUGUCAGCGGGAUGGUGGCCAGGAUCCCCAAAGUGGACCUUUCUCUGGGGAAGGCACUGCCGGGAGGGGAAGGAGCGGCAGAGAGCAGCUUGGCUGUGAAGGGCCAGCCUUUGCCAAAAGUUGGCCUGGAAGUGGAGGGGGCCAAAGUGAAGAUGCCCUCUGUCGAAAUCCCAUCCGUCAAGAUCCCAGACAUGACCCUCGAGGGCAGCAAAGCCCUGGAGGCGGAGGCUAGUAUCAAGGCGCCCAGAUUUACACUUCCCAAGUUCAGCAUCCCUGGCCCCAAAGCCUGGAAGGCCAGCCCAGAGGCCUCCGCACCCGAGGCGGAGGGUGGCAUGGAAGCCAAGCUGAAAGUGCCAAAGUUUGGGAUUUCCUUUCCCAAAUCGAAAGUGGAUGUGGAAGGGACGGCACACAAGGCAAGGGCCCUUGAGGCUCACGGGGGCGUGGAGCUGCCGGUAGUGGAUGUCGCAGUGCCGGCGGUGGACGUGGACCUCGGCCUCCCUGCGUGGCCCAGUGAAGAGCCUUCUGCCGCCCCCUUGCCCGAGGUUGGCAUCGAGGUGCCCGACAUCAAGCUGAAAGUACCCAAGUUUUCGCUGGCCAAAUUCCGGGGCAAAGGCAAGGAAGGGGACCUGGCAUUUGAGAGCCAGGAGGGCAAGUUGAGAGGGAGCAGGGAGGCCCUGGCAGGAGACCUGGGCACAAAAGUGCCCGAAAAGGAGGCCAAAGCCUCCAAGUUCAAGAUGCCCUCGUUCGGCCUCAUGCGCAGGGACACAGCGGGCAUGGAAGCAGAAGCCAAGAAAGCCCCUGGCAGCCCCAAGGAGAAGCCCAAGGGGGGCCCCUUUGCCAAGAUGCCCAAGCUGAAGCUCUCCUCCCCCAAGGUGGAAGCAGACCGAGGGAAGCUGGCACACCUCCAGGCCCCGCCCGAGCUUGAAGUGAAGGUUCCCCAGGUGGAGCUGCCCAGAAUCAGUGCCAGGGAUGGGGUGGGGCUGGCUGUGGGUGCAGAGAGCCCCACCCUCAAGGUGAAAGUGCCCUCUCUGGAGAUCUCCAUGCCCAGCAGCAGAGGUGAAGGGGAGAAGCCGGUGGUGGACGUUUCGGAGGCCGACCUCCGCGGAUACGAGGGGGAGCUGAAGAUCCCCAGGGUACCCUCCGUGGGCAUUUCCACCCCCAAACUAGAGCUGGAAGUGAGUUUACCCACAGCCGGGGUGGAAGAACCCACACAGCCAGCAGAGGCCAAGAUCCAGCUGCCGCAGGUGGAGCUGCCAAGGCUUGGGAGAGCGGAGGAGGGCGGGGCAGAGGUGCAGCUGCUUGGGGGGCACAGGCUCAGCUUCGGGGAGGAGGGUGGGGAUGGGGCGCUUGAUACCUCCCUCCUGGGCACCAAGAUCCGGUUGCCCAGAGUGGACCUCUCCUUGCCCAAGGGCCGCUUGUCAGAUACAGAGCUGCCCCUGACGGCAGAGGGGGGAGAGGUGGGCCCCGAAGGGUCAGAAGCCAAGUUCCGGAUGCCUUCAGUGGGGCUGCCCAAGUUCUCUGCCCCCCGAGUGAAGGCCCCUGAGGUGGAGCUGGAUGUGGGCUCGGAAGCAGGGAAGGGGGUACGCGCCAAAGCUGGGGGCCCGGUCAUCAGGCUGGCCAAAUUUGGGGGCUCCACCUCGGACAGGGAAGCAGAAGCAGAGGCGGAUUCGCCCCGAGUUCCACAGCUGGAGCUGAAGGCCCCCAAACUGAGAGGCAGCGCAGAGGCGCUCAGCCCCGAGGCCAAGGAAGCAGCCCGGAUCAAGAUGCCCUCUGUGCCCAUUGGCUUUGGCCUUGCCAAGGGGGAAGCGGAGGCCCGGGGGUCCCCCGAGGAGGGAAAGUUCAAAAUCAAGCUCCCGUCCCUGGGCCUCUCCAAAGCAGGUGCAGACACCCAGCCCCUCUGCCCCCCGCCUGAAGGGGCGGACUUCUCCUUCAAGAUGCCACAGAUCGCCCUGCCAGACGUGGGCUUCUCAGUGGACCAGGAGGGUAAGAGUGAGGCUGCCCGGCGGGAAGCAGGGAAGCUGCCAGAUCUGGAUGUGGAAGUGGGAGGGUUCGAGGCCAGGCUGAAGGCGCCCCAGAUCAAGGUGCCAGCUGUGGAGCUGUUGGGCUCCCAGGGGGAUGGCUCUCCCUCUCCAGGCCGGCGGGGCUCAGGCGGAGGCGAGGCGGAGGGGAAGAGAGCAGCCUUCCACGUGCCCGGCGUGGAGCUCUCGGCCCCCAGCCUCAAGGCGCAUGCAGAGUACCAAGUGGAGGAGGCCCAGCUCCGCCAUGGCAGCUCGCAGGAGCUGAGGGGGGGCCGAGGUUUGGAGACCCCUGAGGCGGAGGCAGGGAAGAGGUACAAGGUGAAAAUCCCGAAGUUUGGGCUGUCUUUGCCCAAAGGGGGAGCAGAAGGUGGGGAAGGAGGACCCCCUGGGCACGAGGGGGAGGCCAAGGUCAAGAGGCCCACGUUUGGGCUGGGGAGGGCCAAGGGCAGAGGGGCAGAGGGGCUCCUGGAGGGGGAGGGGGAGGAGGCAGAUGGCAGUAAGCGGGGGAUGGCCAAGAUGAAGCUGAAGCCCCCCACCUUUGGGCUCUCCCUCUCACCCAAGGCGAAGGGAGGUGGUGCUGAAGUGAAUGGGGAGCUGGAGGACGGCUCUCCCCUGAAGAUGAAGGUGCCCAAGCUAGGCUUCUCCAAGGGCGAGGGGGGUGCCCAAGUCAAUGGGGAGCAGGCGGGGGCCUCUCUGCACAAUGGGGCCAAGCUGGGCAAGAUCCGCCUGCCGCAGGUGGAGCUCUCCUCCCCGCCCAAGAUGGCAGGAGCAGACUUGGAGCUGAACCUGGAGCUGGUGCGGGCAGAGGAGGCCAAGGACGAAGCCCCGGGGGCCGGCAGGGGAGCCUUGGCGGCCCUCAAGGCGGCCAAGUUCAAGUCACCCAAGAUCUCCUUCUCGGGCUUCAGGAAGCGCACUGGGGAGGGGGCUGCUGGGGCCGUGGUCUCCUCGGCUGCCCGGGUGGAGAUGUCUUCUCUGGAAGCGGCUGAGAUGGGCGCCAAAGGGGAGAGGUCCCCAAAGUCCCGGUUCCCCAAGGUGGCCCUGAGCCCCAAAGCUCAAGGGGGCCUGGAGGGGGGCUCCGAGCAGGGCGAGGGGGGCUUGAGGAUCAAACUGCCCUCGGUGGGCUUCUCUGGGGAGCAUGAGGGGCAAGUCUUGGAGGGCAGAGCGACGGGGGCCAGAGGAGAGGCAGGGGAGGCGACUGUGUGAGUGGGACAGUUGCCCAGGGCCCUCCUGCACCCUGCCCCACUUCCUGUGUAAUGCUUAGCACUAACCACAAGGGGGCACCGGCCUUGGGAAGCAAUCAGAGGCACCCCAGUCAGUCGAGGCUUCCCACCUGCUUUUGCAAGCCUGCCAUGAAGGCGCCACCCUCCUCACAGCCGGGGGGUGGUGGUUUCUUUUCGUAAAAAACCAAUGUGAAUAAAUACCCCCCCAGUGCCACCCCCUGGCUGGUCUUCCUGUCUUCAGAGGCCCCCACCCCGCCCAGGAGAAUCUAAUGCAUCUUCGGUUGAGAGUGUCCAGCAAGGAGAUUGGAGAUGGUUGCCAGUCAAAGGGUAAUUUAAGACGCAGGGGAAAAAAGAGCUCCGCUCCUCCCCUCUUGUGGAAAUGGGGGUGGGCGGGGCAGCUUCAGGGAAAAUUUCCAGGAAUCCUGGAAGAUGACACUCCAGACUCAUCUAGUCCAACCCCUGCAAUUCAGGAACCCCGGUUCUUAGUCCCGCCACCUCCCUUGAACUGAGCAACUCAGAUGCCUGAAGCAGCGCCCCGUUGGAGAGCAGCCUGGAGCUGGCCGGACCUUUUGGACGGCUGUUUCCAUCCCCCCUGCCUUCUGCUGGCAGGCCCAGUUGGGAGUUGUAGUCCAAAGCGGAUUGAGGGGGCUGGUCCUGGGGGGCCGGCUGAAGCCAUUGUGCUGGCAAGGCCUCCUGGGCCAACCCCCUCCCCCAAUAUCGGGCCUGAGUGUUUCUGUGGCUCUUGUGAGUCCGAGAUCAUGGAGUUGAAGAGACCCCAAGGGUCAUCUAGGCCCACCCCCUGCAAUGCAGGAACGGCAGCUGAAAUGUUCCCUUGUGGGGUCUGGACUAGGGGGUGUUUCAGGUGGUUUUCAAAUUGGAACUAACUUUUGGCACAAAGUGGGGGGGGGGCUCUCUUCAGUGCCAGGAUCCAGGGUGCUCUCAUGACCUGGGAGCCAAUCCUUCACCACUCCCUAUAAAAUGGGUCUUCCCCCCAUCUUCUCCUUGCAGGACCCCCUUGCCUUCCUCUUUGCUCAGAGUCAGAACCAACUCUCUCUCAAGGGACCCUGGAGCCAAACCCUUCCAGAGUUUUCUCUUUCUUCUCCCACUCCUCAGCAUUUCCUUCAUUGGGGGGGGGGAGUUCGCCAGCAGUCCCCAACUUUACUUGAAUUCGGAAGAUAGGAACAAGGGCUAAAUUGUGACUUGCACCCACCCACUGACCCUCUGCCUUGAUUUCAAACAGCCAUGAAUUCAUCCCAGACCCACAAAUGUAAAAUAUCUCCUGAGUUCCCCCAAAGGGGGGCCACUUUCAGGUGUGUCAGUGAGGGAGGGGGUGGGGUGCAGGGAACACGUUCAGGUGUUGACAUGCCAGGAAGGGGCAGCGGGGGGGGGGACAGACGUCCUCUAGCUUCUCAAGCAAAGGGUGGGAAGGAAUACUUUCUUAUUGCUCUUGAGAUGUACAGAAAUCUGUUGUUCUAACUUUUAACAACACAGGCCUGCUGUGAUGGGCUUCAUUUUUCCCCCUUGCCACUAAAAAAUUCCAGUUAACUGCCUCUUUGCCGAUUGUUAUGUUUAAUUACUUUUUUUAAGGUAAAGAUGUUAGGCUGUAUCUUUGCUACACUGUACUUACUGCUGUUUUUUUUCUAUUCUGGGUUUGAAUAAAAAUUAAUCUGUG
Zootoca vivipara (common lizard) is the source of this 7535-nucleotide messenger RNA. It is a transcript of the gene PRX, whose product is annotated as periaxin. Gene Ontology annotation, biological process: regulation of RNA splicing; peripheral nervous system myelin maintenance. The record is from RefSeq and is a predicted model, not a curated record. Lineage: Eukaryota; Metazoa; Chordata; Lepidosauria; Squamata; Lacertidae. Gene Ontology annotation, molecular function: protein binding. Gene Ontology annotation, cellular component: cytoplasm; nucleus.